Messenger RNA from Malus domestica (apple), 1712 nucleotides. Its product is annotated as eukaryotic initiation factor 4A-14. The record is from RefSeq and is a predicted model, not a curated record. Gene Ontology annotation, molecular function: RNA binding; RNA helicase activity; ATP binding. Lineage: Eukaryota; Viridiplantae; Streptophyta; Magnoliopsida; Rosales; Rosaceae.
CGUACAGCUCUUUCACCUUCUCUAGUCUUCUUCUUCUGCAUUGCUGCGUUCCUUCUGAACUCCUCCAACCAAUAUUACACACACAGAGAUCCGAGGAGUUUGGGAAAACCCUAACCCGGAUUCAAUCCACCGUCGCGUCAUUAGAACGCAUCACUUUGUCCAACUCCCAACUGCUAUCGGGUUAUGGCUGCUGUGGCACCGGAAGGAUCCCAAUUUGAUACUCAUCAGUAUGAUGCAAAAAUGAGUGAGUUACUUGGAGCUGAUGGGCAAGACUUCUUCACAUCGUAUGACGAGAUUCAUGACAGCUUUGACGCUAUGGGAUUGCAGGAGAACCUUCUUCGGGGUAUCUAUGCAUAUGGUUUUGAGAAGCCCUCUGCAAUUCAACAAAGGGGAAUUGUUCCUUUCUGCAAGGGACUUGAUGUGAUUCAGCAGGCACAAUCUGGAACUGGAAAAACAGCGACUUUCUGCUCUGGGAUUCUGCAGCAGCUUGAUUAUGGCUUACUUGAUUGCCAAGCAUUGGUUCUUGCACCCACACGAGAGCUUGCUCAACAGAUCGAAAAGGUUAUGAGAGCACUGGGUGACUAUCUUGGUGUCAAGGUCCAUGCUUGUGUUGGUGGAACCAGUGUUCGUGAAGAUCAACGCAUUCUCUCCAGUGGAGUCCAUGUCGUUGUUGGCACUCCUGGUCGUGUUUUUGACAUGCUACGAAGGCAGUCUCUUCGUUCUGAUUACAUUAAGAUGUUCGUGUUAGAUGAAGCAGAUGAAAUGCUUUCACGAGGUUUCAAGGAUCAGAUCUAUGACAUUUUCCAGCUGCUACCACCUAAAAUCCAGGUGGGGGUUUUCUCUGCCACAAUGCCACCAGAGGCCCUUGAUAUCACUAGGAAGUUCUUGAACAAACCUGUAAGGAUUUUGGUGAAACGUGACGAGCUCACCCUUGAAGGUAUCAAGCAGUUUCAUGUCAAUGUUGAGAAAGACGAUUGGAAACUUGAGACACUUUGUGAUCUUUAUGAGACCUUGGCAAUUACACAGAGUGUCAUCUUUGUGAACACCAGGCGCAAAGUUGAAUGGUUAACAGACAAGAUGCGCAGCCGUGAUCACACAGUUUCUGCCACCCACGGAGACAUGGACCAAAACACAAGGGAUAUCAUCAUGAGAGAGUUUCGGUCUGGUUCUUCUCGUGUGCUCAUAACCACUGAUCUGUUGGCCCGUGGUAUUGACGUCCAACAGGUCUCUCUUGUGAUUAAUUACGACCUUCCAACACAACCAGAGAACUACCUCCAUCGUAUUGGUCGUAGUGGACGGUAUGGGAGGAAGGGUGUUGCCAUCAAUUUCGUCACCAAGGAUGACGACAGGAUGUUGUUUGAUAUCCAGAAGUUUUAUAACGUUGUCAUUGAGGAGCUGCCGGCAAAUGUUGCUGAUCUGCUCUAAAUAAGGUUUUGCAUUGUUUUGGUGAAUUGCCAUCGAAUUUUCGAAGCCGUAUUCAUCUUUUUCCUAGGGGCGAUUGUUUAACAUUGUUUACUUGGAACAGGGGAAUUCCCGUUUCAGGUGCGGAAAAAACGACUUGAAAUUUUUGGUCGAAGUUUUGUUGCGUGUUUUUAUAAUUUUAGUAGGUCAGAAGUUUUGCACCAUUAAACUAUGUUAGGAUUGAAGUGUUCAAAGUGGUUUUUGAGAUAAAAUAUGGGGUGUGCUAUCCACACACCCCAUCUUACUUUUCA